UUGCGGCGAAGGGAUUCAAAGGUAGACAAAGAAAAAUCAGUGGCCAAAGACAAAGAAAAACCUGAAACGAAGAAGGACAACGAAGAGGACUGCAUCACCAUCAGUGACGAUGAAGAAGUUCGAGAACCUUCGAAUUUCACAGCCGCUGCUGGGAUGGGAGCAAAUGAAUUAAUCAAAAUACUUAUAGGUCUGUCCGUAGUCUGUUCGGUGAGGAUGAAGCCUGCUACAUCAUGGACGCCAAGGUUCAAGGGAAUAUUGGAAGAUAUCUAA
Molecule: messenger RNA, 270 nt
Organism: Danaus chrysippus (African queen)
Lineage: Eukaryota; Metazoa; Arthropoda; Insecta; Lepidoptera; Nymphalidae
Source: the annotation of a GenBank genome assembly